UCUGCCCUCCGGCAGACACCGGUCCGGGCAGAGGGAAGAGCUGUCUUUUUGCCGUGUUGCAGGAGCUGUAGCUGUUGCCAUGGAGACAGCAGUCAUGUUACCAAAUAGGAUAAAGUCUGAGCAAUAUGCUUAAGGGCACCAAGAUGAAAUAAAUUGGGAAGAGGUGCGCUUGAGAUGAGUGGAAGUGGCAAGGAGUUUUAGGUUCUCAGCUGGCCGCCGCUGCCUUCCCCUCUGAUCCUGAACAUUUGGUGGCCCACAGUUUAGCUUAGGAAGAACCAUGCCUUUGGAAAAGGAGGAUCCCAGCUGGAAGAAGCAUGCUGCAGAUAUCCGGGAGAUCUAUGAAUUCCGGGAAGUCCUGGGCACGGGUGCCUUCUCAGAAGUGGUGCUGGCUGAAGAGAAAUCAACCCAGAAGCUGGUGGCCAUCAAAUGCAUUGCAAAGAAGGUGCUGGAAGGGAAGGAGAGCAGCAUUGAGAAUGAGAUUGCGGUGCUACACAAGAUCAAGCAUCCCAAUAUUGUGGCUCUGGAUGACAUCUAUGAGAGUGGGGGACAUCUCUACCUCGUCAUGCAGCUGGUCUCAGGUGGGGAGCUUUUUGAUCGGAUUGUGGAGAAAGGAUUUUACACAGAGCGAGAUGCCAGUCAGCUCAUCCGACAGAUCCUAGAUGCUGUAAAAUAUCUGCACGACAUGGGUGUCGUACACCGUGACCUGAAGCCUGAAAAUCUGCUGUAUUACAGUCUGGAUGAAGACUCCAAGAUUAUGAUCAGCGACUUUGGCCUAUCAAAGAUAGAGGGUUCAGGCACUGUCAUGUCUACGGCCUGUGGGACUCCUGGUUAUGUGGCUCCUGAGGUGUUGGCGCAGAAACCUUACAGCAAGGCUGUGGACUGCUGGUCAAUUGGAGUCAUCGCCUAUAUCUUAUUGUGUGGCUAUCCCCCAUUCUACGAUGAGAACGACACAAAGCUCUUUGAGCAAAUCCUGAAGGCCGAAUAUGAAUUUGAUUCACCCUAUUGGGAUGACAUCUCAGAAUCAGCCAAAGAUUUCAUCCGGCAUUUAAUGGAGAGGGAUCCCAAGAAGCGCUUCACCUGUGAGCAAGCACUACAGCACCCAUGGAUUGCUGGUGACACUGCAUUGGAUAAGAACAUCCAUCAGUCAGUGAGCGAGCAGAUAAAAAAGAAUUUUGCCAAGAGCAAGUGGAAACAAGCCUUCAAUGCAACUGCUGUGGUAAGGCAUAUGAGGAAGCUACAGCUUGGAACCAGCCUAGAGGGACCUGGACAAGCCAUGCAGGAAAGCAACGGCUCCCCAUCCAGUAGCAGUGAGGAAUCUUUGGAGGAUGGUUCUCACCACCAAACUCGGGACUGAAUGUUCUCCACUGGACAGAUGGCAGUGCCAGCACCAACUCAUCGUUGUUGGGUGGGCUGUUCCAAGCCCAGCUCUCUCCCACGUUGCCACAGACAGUGCCAAGGAGGGGUCUGGGGGAUUGCCACCUCGUCCCUCCUAGCAAAGUGUGGUCGAGCCCCUUAGCGCAGAGGGGCCAAAGGCUUUCCCUUGACCAGGCACACCCUCCUGAACGCAUUGGGGGGGGGCAGGGAGAGUGGAGGUGAUCUUUCAUCAUCCACCCAGUUCUCGGAGGAGAUCCUUUCCUCUCUCGUUAAGGUUUCCCUCUGGACACAACCCAACAGGAUGUGUCUCUGCCUGGCCUCUCUUCACCCUUUAGCCUAAGCCAAAGAGACGGUCUUCUUCCUUACCCCAACAUGUGGAUAAUGUGCCCCUUUUCCUCACCUCCCCAUUUCCCAAAAAAACACCUGGUGGGGCCAUUCAGGCCUUUUGCACACAGCCGCUGAAGGUGGGGCUUGAUCUCUAGAUGGAGACGUGUCUGUGGAGCCUGAAGGAUCCUCUCCCAUCAGUGGACUAACAAAGGCCCUCAUCCAUCCCAUGCACUUCAGACGAGACCUCCUCGGAAAGGGCUCACAGUACUUGCAGCCCCCAGAGGGAUACCCAGGCACGGACUGCAGGGGGAAAGGAUGCUGCUUUGUUUGCAGAGAUGGCGGUCCUCAGACUCGCCCUGGGGGUGCCCCUCCAGCUGUCAGGGCUUGGAGGUCCCCCACAAGGGACCACAUUGCUUUGCUGGGGGACCCCCUAGGCCUCUUCUGAGGUCCUUUGACUGUCAGCAGAGGGAAGCCUAAUUUUAAAAAGUUACGGUUGGGGUUAAAAACACCACGGCUGCCCUCAAGAGGCACACGUUUCUCUUCUAGCUGGCAGUGGGUGGGAAACAGCUGUCCAGUUUUUCCAUGUGUUUCAGAGGUCGAAAUGGAGAGCUAGCCUGCUUGGAGGGCCACCUCUUGGCCAUUGCCUAGAUCUGGAGCAAUUCUGCAACUGUUUUGUUCUCUUUUGUUUUUAAAUGGUGGGUGGUGUUUUUUUUUUUUUUUGGUGGGGACAAAGGGAAGAAAAAGUGCACAUAGGCACACAGGCAUAUUUGGUCUUUUCUAACAGCCUGCAUAAAAUAGAUGGCGAGUGCAAGGCCGAGGCCCGUCUCCUUGUUACAGGAAGUGACUCACCC
Messenger RNA from Pogona vitticeps (central bearded dragon), 2552 nucleotides. The record is from RefSeq and is a predicted model, not a curated record. NCBI's taxonomy places the organism in Eukaryota, Metazoa, Chordata, Lepidosauria, Squamata, Agamidae.